Molecule: messenger RNA, 2211 nt
Organism: Neogale vison (American mink)
Lineage: Eukaryota; Metazoa; Chordata; Mammalia; Carnivora; Mustelidae
Gene: RAB3B
Product: RAB3B, member RAS oncogene family
Exons: 6
Coding region: 174-833 (219 amino acids)
Biological process (GO): protein secretion; regulation of exocytosis; protein localization to plasma membrane
Cellular component (GO): synaptic vesicle; plasma membrane; endosome
Molecular function (GO): GTPase activity; GTP binding
Source: RefSeq, a predicted model, not a curated record
CGUAAGUAGCCGCGGUGGGUGCUAGACCCGAGCUGCACAGACUCGCACGGACUCGCACCGCCCCGCACCGCUCUGCCCGAGAACCCGGCUGAACCUUCUGCCGCGUGCCGCCAGGUCCGCCGUCCCGCUGCUUUACCAGCAGCCAGCCGCUCGUCCCGCACCCGGAGUCCCAGAUGGCUUCAGUGACUGAUACUAAAGCUGGAGUCAAAGAUGCUUCUGACCAGAAUUUUGACUACAUGUUCAAACUGCUUAUCAUCGGCAACAGCAGCGUUGGUAAAACGUCUUUCCUCUUCCGCUAUGCCGAUGACACCUUUACCCCAGCCUUCGUCAGCACAGUGGGCAUUGACUUCAAGGUGAAGACAGUCUACCGCCAUGAAAAGCGAGUGAAGCUACAGAUCUGGGACACUGCUGGACAAGAGCGAUACCGGACCAUCACCACAGCCUAUUACCGUGGGGCCAUGGGCUUCAUUCUGAUGUAUGACAUUACCAAUGAGGAAUCCUUCAAUGCUGUCCAAGAUUGGGCUACUCAGAUCAAGACCUACUCCUGGGACAAUGCACAGGUUAUCCUGGUUGGGAACAAGUGUGACAUGGAGGAAGAGAGGGUUGUUCCCACUGAGAAGGGCCGGCUCCUUGCCGAGCAGCUUGGGUUUGACUUCUUUGAAGCUAGCGCCAAGGAGAACAUCAGUGUGAGGCAGGCCUUCGAGCGCCUGGUAGAUGCCAUUUGUGACAAGAUGUCUGAUUCGCUGGACACAGAUCCCUCCGUGUUGGGCACCUCCAAGAACACCCGUCUCUCAGACACCCCACCGCUGCUGCAGCAAAACUGCUCAUGUUAGAUUCUGCAUCUCUACUAAGUUAUUCCUGAUGACCUGCCACAGUUGGAGGAUCAGCCCAUGCCUGGGAUUGCAUGCAAGAGAAGACAGGCCUGUGAGAUACAAAUACUGUUAAGUGAUGUUUUUGAAGGCCUUCAUCCCUUAUAUAAAGUAGGCAAAACUAAAAUUUAUGCAUUCAGAUUUAUUCAAUAAAUAAAUGUAUGUGUCAGGAUAUAAUCAGUGGCAGACUAAAUACAAACCUUGUCUUCAUGAAGCUUAGAGUCUAGUAGCUUGUGGUUUAGUCUAGACAUUGUAAAAUAGUCACCCAAAUAUAAUUAAAAAGUGCUCUGAAGAAAAGAUACAUCAUUCUAUGAGAAUAUAACUGGGAAAACUGAAUCAUUUGUCGAGUUGUUUCAGGAGGCCUAGAAAAUCUCCACUGCCCCCCAAGUACCUCCGCUAUCCACUGACUAUUGCUUUAUAUUCUUCAAGCUUUCAUCCUUUAGUUCAAACCUUUGAUGACUAGUCAAAUACAAAUCCUCCAGAAAGAGUAAGGGUGAGAGAAACAGUAUUUGUACCUGUGAAAUAUGUUUAGACUGCCUGGUUCAGAGUUAAUUAUUGUCUUCUGAGGGACAUAAGAAAACAUAGUGAUUUGAAACAACAGACAUUUGUUAUUUCUCAUGAUUCUGGGAGUUGGCUGGCUGAUUCUUCUUCUGGUCUAGAAUGAUGUCAUUCACAUGCCUGGAGUCCCAACUGAAAUGACUAGGGUGGUUGAGGUGCCUCUCCAUGUGUUUUCAUCUUCCAGAAGGCUGCCCAGACUUGCUCACUUGGUGGUAGAAAUUUUUCCAGUAGCAAGAGAGGGCAAGCUCCUGUGUAGAAGUACUUCUUCUUGAGCCUCUGUUUGUAUUGUGUCUGGUAAUGUCCCACUGACUAAUGCAAGUCACAUACAAGGGAUGGAGAAAUAGGUGCCAUCUCUUGAUGCAAGGAGCUAUAAAAUAUUGUGGCCAUUUUUUCAGCCCACUGAAGGAAGCAACACUAAGCCAUCUGAAACCAAGUCUGAGAAAUUUCCCUGGGUCUUAAAACCUGGUAUCCCCAAAGAGAAACGUCACAAUAGUUUGCAGCAGGGCAAUAUCACCAUUUGUUUAGUUUUCUGAAGGGUCUGCUUUGGAGGAAUGAAGACACAUCUGUAUGGUGUUUUGAUGCAUAUUUCACCAUUCAUUUGGUUACUUCUUAGCUACUCCUUGAGGGAUGAAUCUGGCUUCUCAUUCUGUGGAAUUAACUGUAAUAACGAUUGUGAUUCCCACCUGAGAUUCCUGGCUGGAGGCCCAGCAGAAGGAUUCAAUGUAUGCAGAAAAGAUGGCUCAAAGGAUAGUUGAGGGGCAUCUGGCUGGUUCAGUAGGUAGAG